Messenger RNA from Brenthis ino (lesser marbled fritillary), 5724 nucleotides. The record is from the annotation of a GenBank genome assembly. Lineage: Eukaryota; Metazoa; Arthropoda; Insecta; Lepidoptera; Nymphalidae.
AUGAUUCAAGACGAUGAAUACGAGGCUUUCGUCUCAACCCCAGAAAGAAUAAAAGCUCUUGGGUUUAGACCGCAAAAGGAAAUACUGACAAAUCACUUGCUACCAUAUGCUGACAAAUUAGAUGAUGAGUCUAAACGAUUUCUGGAUCAGGUCAAAACUAAUUUAGCAAAGGCAGUUAUGCUACGAGAAAUGAAACCAGCUUGUGGAGUUUGGUCCUCCAGAUUGAUGAAAUACAUAUCUAUUUAUGGAUUAAAGUUUGGGAAAGAGGACCACAUUGCACUUAUAAAACUGGCCUAUGAACUAGUACUUAUACCUGAUUUAGAACCAUGCAAGGUUCAUAAAUUUGCUACUAUGUUCCUUAUGCUUACAAAAAAAAGGUUCCUUUUAUCUCCUGAGGAACUUACCCUACCUUGGCGGCCACUAUAUGAAGUUGGAAUAAAAAUUUUUGAUAAGAGUGCAACGAGUAUUGGAAUGUACCACUUCCUUACGUCCUUAGAGGGAUCGUACAUGUCCAUGGUAAAAUGUGCAAAGCCGUACUUUGAAGUAAAUGCAACGCAGGAGAUAUUGGACGAAGUUCUUCCUUUAAUAUUUCCAUGGUCAGGGAAUUCCCAGAUGCUGAGUCCUUUAUCCGCUUUUUUGCCGGUCGGUCUUCCUCCGAAAUAUGCAAAACAGGGUCAUGAGCUCUGGUUCGACCAACUUAUGACAUUGUGGGACACAUGUUAUAAUGUUCCAGGCGGUAUUUCGGAAGUAAUGAUAUGCUUUUCUGGCCUAGCAAAAAGAAACCCAGGUGCAGUAGAUUGGACGCCACAUGUACCAAAAAUGUUUGUAAGGUUUCUUCAUGCCUUAAACUUACCUGUCAGUUAUAAAGAUAUGCAAUACUCUAGGAACCAUUCCCUAGAUAUGAAGUAUGUAGCCUCGUGGAUAGUAUGGACGAUCAAUCCGGAUGGUGUUGUAUUAAAACAUCUGAAAUCUUUUCUUGCUGGUGUGGAGAGUUAUUUGCACAGCGCGAAUUCCGGUCGAUGGUCUUAUAAAUUACGUGAUUUAUUAAGAAAAUUAGCAAGGGAAUUUCUUAAUAGGGUCCGUCGUGAACGUGAGAAACGGUUUAGGGAUACUUGGGAAAAUCUAACACCUGAAGCCUACAAGCUGCGAGACGAAGAUAUAACUGAAUUCGUAAAAAUCGUUCUCGAGCCUACAUUCCAGGCCGUGUACAGCAGGAGUGGUUCGCUGGAUAUUUCAAUAGCUUUACAAAACUUGGCCACUCUUCGGCCAGCAAUAGUAAUACCGCCAUUGCUAGAAAAGUUAAGGACUUCUUUAACAUCCCUCACUGAGCCCCAUAGAGUUACAGCGGCCAUGUCGGCGGUGGCUGCCGUUGCUAGGCCAAUGUUACGAGGAGCAGAUGCUGAUUACCCAGAAGGUCCAACACACGUCGUUCCUUUCCUCAUGGCCGUGCUACCUGGCCUUGAUCCAAACGAUAUCAAAAAAACAUUGGUCACCCUACAUUUUAUAUUGAUUUUUAGCGGUAUGGUACCUUAUAUUGAUUGUAGUUCAGCUUACGAACAUUGGCCAGAUCUCACGGAAGAAGAAUUGUUGGUUUGCGAAUCUACCGCUCAAUUUGAAGAUUUCGUUCUCAUCUUCUUAGAUAGAAUCUUCACCAUUAUAGAGUCUAGUGUUCUAGAACAAGCACGCUUAGAUACUAAAGAUACUGAUUGGAUUCGUAGUAAGACAGAUGCGGUGAUGGAAACUGCCAUAUCGUCCGCGGCUACGGCGGUCUUGAUUCAAUGCUCACCGAAAAUUUUCAAAGAAGCGUUAAGAAAGUUUAAAGCGUUUGCAACUGAGACAACGUUUGAAACUAAUGUAUCUGGAAGUAUGGUCGGUGUGCUGUUACAUGUUUUCGCUCGAAUAGACUCAGAGUCAACGCUAGCAGCUUUUUUGCCUAAACUAUUGGAAGAGUUAGAAGAACUAAUAUCCAGCGAUGAAGCUUUACGCGAAGAAAAUCUUCCCAGAGACCUCGUGUACAGAUUAGUUCUUCUGAUGCAGGUUGUAGAGUGUGACGGAACAGUUUUGCUCAAAUAUAUUCCGAAAAUACUGCCCGUGUUAGAUAGGAUAUUAAAACUCCACACUAGAUACGCUUUAGUACGAGCGUGCGAAGUUCUAAGCCAUAUAUUAAACUCUUUGUCAUACGUAGACUUAAAGGAAUGGAGAAGUACGUCCAAAGACUUUGGUACUGCUCCUGAAAAAUGGCUGCCGAUUCGAGAAUGGGGUCGCGGUUGUUUAUUGAAAGAGGCAAAUUUUAAAUGGCACGUACCUACUGCUGAAGAAGCAGAAUGCGCCCAGAUGAUAUCAGAUAGGUACUUAAAGCAUGAGGUCAAUAGACUAAAGCAGUGGCUAAGUGGGGAGAGACCAAUGUGUAAAGAGCGUAGACUAAGGAGCUUCCAUAUUAUAAAUGCAGUGUUGUCUUGCAGUACAUUCCUGCCCCAGGCAAAUGAAACACCCGUGUCUCUAUUAGAAUCACAAGUGCCAGCAAUGAGUAUGCCAUUCACUAAUGGUGUUCCAUACACAGUUACGCUGGAUGGAGAGAACAUGCGUGUGGCGCUCACACGACUCUUGCUUGAAGUUCAGAAGCGAAUGCUCACAGAUAAGUCUGAUGAUACGAGAGGAUUGGAGAUGUUGAUUCAGGUGUGGGAACGCGUAGUGGUUAUGAAAGGUCUUCGCACUGGACCGGGCCUGGAAGCUCGAUUGCGCUCAUACAGUGCUUUAGAGAGAGCUCUAGACGGGCGAGGCGGAGUGGGCACAGGGGGGGACCCGGGCAAAGCUGCACGUCUGCGCAUGCUAGUCGCUGACGCCGCUAGAUUACAAGACGAAUCUAGAUUGGAUUUAGUAUGCGACGCCGGCAUCACCCCUUCAGCGCUUCAAGCGCUGCACGCUCUGUACGAGCUCGCUAUCAAUACUUACAGUUCAGUGCGAAUUCUAGCACAGAUCCGUCUCUACUGGAUGCUGAGUCACUACCCCUACUCGUACCGCGCGCUAGUCCCGCGCCUGGUGGACCUGCUGACGGCGGGCGGCGAGGGCGACGAGUGGCACGCGCGGCACAAGGGUGCUCUCUUCAUCAUGCUAGGACCUAAAGCUGGGCCACUAGUAGCCAAGCAGGACUGGGAGGUGGUACGAGCUAUAUGGCCUGCGGUACUGAAAGCUCCGCUAAGUGAGAAACCCAGUAUACAUAGAUUAGUUCAGGCAUUUUGCGAUUCCAUCCAACGCCACUUCCCUAUAGUGAAUACGCGUCUAAUCAUAUCCGAUACAGCAAUAGAGGCGGCUAAGAAACUCCUAAACGAAACGCAAAUAAAUAAUGCAGAGUUCAUACAACAGCUAAAUAAAGCCGUUGAUAAAGAGAUCGCUACUUCUGAUAAAGCAGAACGAGUUUAUGAUGAGUUAAUAGAAGAAUUAGUUGACGUCGCUGAAAAUUCUAAUGGUCAAUGGCGUCGCCUAGAGCUAGCAAUGCAGCUGCUGACCUACUGCCCGCUAAUACAAACGCCCUACCCUCCCUGCACCGCGCGCCUUGUGGCCCGCGCGCUCAUACACGACGAUAUCGCCGUACGCCGCACUGCGCUACGUCUCACCCACUACACGCUCAAACAGUGCAAGCAUAAAUUGAAGAAGAUAGACGUUGAUCCAUAUGAGGUGGCUGGUGUGCAGAGGCCGGAGAAACAUGUGCCUGGAUAUAGGAAAGACCUGGAAUGGGCAAUGUGGUCUGAGGACAGGGAAAUAAACACGGAUGAAGAUUGGGAUAAGCCAUGGCUACGAGACUAUUGCUACGGCUUCUACUCAUGGCCCAAGAAAAUAAAGGUUGCAGCCCCAGUGAACGAACAGAAAUAUUCAAUUGACACCCCACCUGAAGAAAUGACAGAAAGUGAGCGGUACCUAUUCGAGUUCUUUAACAAUGACGCCAAUAUAGACAAGCUCGUGGCCUUCCUCACUGUGGAAGAGAAGAAAGGAAAGGACAAGUUCAAUGGUGUCCGUUUUGCCAUGUUCCGGAUGGCAUUCGCACAAUUCGGUGAGCGCGCAGCCCAGAGGCUGCUGACGCACGCGCAGCGCUGCGCCGGUGACACUCAGGAAGCGCCGCAGCGCUUCGCCGCAGAGGUCGCCACCGCAGCGCUGCGCGCGCCACGCUACUGGCCGCGGGAGCGCGCGCUUGCACUGCAGCAACAAGCGCUUGAUGUCAUAGAAGCUGGUCUAACAUCGGUAACACCAGAAACAAUGGAGGACUGGGGCACGUGCCUGGCCACGGGCGUGGACAAGCUGGACCCCACGCGCGGCAAGCACGUGCUGCAGCGCCUGCUGCGCCUGUGCGCGCCGCCGCCCGCACGCGGCGACCUCGACCCCGACCAGCACACGUCGUUUGUAGUGUGUGCCCGGCUUUAUGCUUUGCAGGGUGCUCUCGGGUCGCUGUCGUGGCGCGGCGCGCCGCUGGCCGCCGAGCUUCUGAAAAGGCUGGACGCUGCUAACUUCAUACAACACCCAUAUCAGAAUGUACGAGAAAGUGUCGGCAGCAUAUUAAUGACAAUAUUUGACACGGAGAUAGUGUUCCCGGGUGGAGAGGGAGGCGGUGCGCCGCGUCUAAAGGACUUCCUUGCCACGGUGAAACCGCGUCUCACGGCUCUGUACGACGAGAAUGGAGAUAUUGUAAUAAAGACAGCGGCGUCGACGUCCGGCGGGUGCGGCGCGGCGCUGCGGCCGGCGCCCGGCGCGGCGCUGUCCGCCGAGCGCGUGGCCGCGCCGCCGCCCGCCGCGCUCGCGCGCCUCGCGCCCGGCGCGCCGCGCCCGCCACACUCGCCGCAGGGUGAAACCAGUGACGCAGCGGAGAGCGAGCGCGAAGAGCGCGUGGACAAACAACUUGUGGAGCGCCUCGACAGCGCGCUGCGGCUGGCCGGCGACGCGGCGCCCACGCAGCGCCACCACGCGCGCGCCGUCAACUUGCUCACUACAGUCCUCCGCGGCUGCAUGGGCGUGAUAGUGCGCGGCGUGAACGGCAACACGUGCACGCAGUACGAGCUGGUAAGCACGGCGUGCGCGCUGGCAUCGCGGGGCCCACCGCAGCCGCACGAGGAGCUACCGCGCGCCGCCGGAGGCUUCCUCGCCAGCCUGGCACUUCUCCACCACUCCUACACGGCCUUCGACACUGCCCUCGAUGUCCUGGAGACCCUGGCCAAUGGCAGGUCUUGGUGGGCACGGCUGGCCUGUCUGGAUUUCGCACAACCACUACUCUUCUAUGGACUGCCAAUGCUGUGUGAUAGAGCAGGCCGAGCGGUCCGAGCUGAGCAAUUCGCAUUAAAACUCAUGAGAGAUUCUCGAGUUGAGGUCCGACAAGCGGCAGCAAAAUUACUAACGGGACUAAUGCAUUGCCGCGCAUUACCAAACGAGGAGAAAACAUUAAAAUCUCUAAUGAAAAGCUGUCGAUCCAAAGAGCUAGUGGAGCGACAUUGCGGUGUGCUAGGACUGUGCGCGUACAUGGCGUCGAGGCCAUACAGUCUGGGCCCGAAGCUGGGAACCGUGCUGGCUGAACUGGCGCGACAUACGAACGCCCCGGACCCGAUACCGGCCACCAUACGCACCGCCCUCGCUGACUUCCGCAGAACACACCAGGACGAUUGGCCCAAGCACAGGGACCAGCUCACCGAAGAGGAACUGGACCUCCUAGCCGAUCUCACCUCCCCUCCCACCUACUGUGCU